Messenger RNA from Taeniopygia guttata (zebra finch), 5602 nucleotides. It is a transcript of the gene FOXE1, whose product is annotated as forkhead box E1. Gene Ontology annotation, biological process: anatomical structure morphogenesis; cell differentiation; regulation of transcription by RNA polymerase II. Gene Ontology annotation, molecular function: DNA-binding transcription factor activity, RNA polymerase II-specific; RNA polymerase II cis-regulatory region sequence-specific DNA binding. Lineage: Eukaryota; Metazoa; Chordata; Aves; Passeriformes; Estrildidae. The record is from RefSeq and is a predicted model, not a curated record.
UAGCCUAAGCCCACACUUACUAUCUCUCCCCACGGACAUCUGUCACCGGCUGUUGUUUUUGUUUUUUUUUUUUUUUUUUUUUUCCAGCCUAAUUUGUUUCGACAGCUUGAUUUCCGCAAAGAAGCGUUGGGCUCCCUGGGGAACGGUGCCCGGCGCUGACUGUUCCGCGCAGACCCGGCAGCAUCCCCUUCGACAGUGGCGGCCGCCCAUAGCUCCCCUCUCCCCGCCGCCGGCAGCACAACCGGCCUCGACGGCGGAGAGCCCUACGGGAAGGCGCGGUUAAAUGUCCGUGCCCCGACGCCCGCACCGGGAUCCCGGAGACGACCCAUCUUCGCUCGGUGCCCCGUCAGUGCUCCGGAGCUGUGCGCUCCCGACGGCGGUGGCUGCGCGGCGCCCCAGACUGCGCUGGGGACGGGGACCAGCGGAGAAGGGCGUGCGGGGAUGCCGGGCAGGGCGCUGUUCCUACCCGCGCGGCACGGCACGCCCGGCCCUGCCCGCGCCUCCCGGGCGGCGGGGCGUAGCAGGGGGAGUGCCGGCCGCCCGGGCGCGGAGCCGCCGACACCGCCGCAUAAAAGCCGGAAUCGUGCCGCGCUGCGCCUCCUCGGCGCGGCUCGGCUCGGUCCGGUCCGGGGCGGAGCCACUCCGACGGCCACAUGACAGCCGAGAGCCGGCUGCCGCCGGGCCCCCCGCCGCCGCCGGCAGAGGAGGCGGUGGCGGGGGCGCGGGGCGGGCGGCGCCGCCGCAAGCGUCCGGCAGAGGGGGGCAAGCCGCCGUACAGCUACAUCGCCCUCAUCGCCAUGGCCAUCGGGCAGGCGCCCGAGCGGCGACUGACGCUCGGCGGCAUCUAUCGCUUCAUUACGAGCGCUUCCCUUUCUAACCGCGACAGCCCCCGCAAGUGGCAGAACAGCAUCCGCCACAACCUCACUCUCAAUGAUUGCUUUGUCAAGGUGCCACGGGAGCCCGCGCCCGGCAAGGGCAACUACUGGACGCUGGACCCUCGCCGCGACAUGUUCGAGAGCGGGUCCUUCCUCCGCCGCAGAAAACGUUUCAAGCGCAGCGACCUAUCCAUACCGGCCUUCCUCGCCGAGCGCCCCGCCGCCCCCUGCCGCCCCCUCCCGCUGCCCGCCCCGCCGCCCUCCGCCGACCUGCCCCCGGCCCCCGCCGCCGCCUCCUGUGCCUUCGCCGCCGCCUUCCCCGCGCAGGGCUGCGCCGCCGCUCUGCCCCACGCCUACGCCUCGCUGCCCACCGCUGCUGGGCCCUACGCGCGGGGCCACGGGCCGCUGUACGCGCCGUCGGGGCGCAUCGUGCUGCCCGCCCCUUCGCCCGGCGCCCCUGCGCUCUACGGCCGCCGCUCCCCCGCGCCCUUCCCGCCGCUGCCCCCCGUCUACGGCGCCGGAGGGCAGCUGAGUGCCGCCGAGCCCGCACCGCGACACGGCACCUACCCUGGAGGCUCCGACAGGUUCGUCCCGGCGCUCUGACCUAUCCCGGAGGGGCCCGACAGAGCGGACCGGAGCCGGGGAGACGACGGAGUGCGGGGGUUGCCCGGCACGGCUGCUCCCGGCACUGCCUGGGAAGAUGCCGAAGAACCUUGGUCUGCACCUAUGCAUUCUGCCAUCUGCCUAGGCUUCUUGGGUAGGAGUGUCGCACUCAGCCCUGGGGACCUGGGGUGUCCUGUCCAGCCCUGUCCACUCUCGGCAGAAAAGUCCUAGGGACUCCCAAGUGCUUGGAUGGGACAAACAGUCUCUUCUUCUUCUACAGACUUUAUUGGAGCAAGUGCACAGAGCUUCCUGCCAGGCUCCCACACUCCCACACAACCAGCCGGGCCCCUCUGGUCUACCCAGGAAGAUUUCACGUUUAAAAGUCUCUCUGCUGCUGAUGAUUUUUUUUUAAAGAGAAUUAAAUGUCUGUUGAUGAGGUGAAGGAGGGAGGCAAGAGGAAGCAUUCCCUGGCCUCUUCCAGGCAAAACUAUAAAAGCAGAAUGGUGGCACUGAUGUGGUGGCAUGUCCCUGAUGGCUAUUGCUUUAGCCCCAGGCUUUCCACUGCAGUGUGGCCAAGACUGGAGAAGGUUUGGAUGCCAGGUCUGCAGAAAAAAAAAUCAAGUCAUAUCCUUUGAGGUGUUGUGCUCUGUGCUGCAGGGGUGGGAACAGUGGUGGGCUUGGAACUACAAAAAUUUCUACUCAGGAACAUGCCCAGCCCCUGGAAGAGGGACACAGUGAGGCUGUGGGACCUCUGCCGUUGGAGGUCUUUCCAACUUGAUUGGACAGAGCCUGAUCUGCCUCUGAAGUCGUAGCCAACAUUGAAUCUGGACUUGUUUGGAGUGGAAACCUAAUCCUGAGGUCUGUGGAGGUACUUACAGCCUAAAUUACUUUGAUCCCCAGAUCAGCCCAGCUCUGUAGCCUAGAGAAAUUGGUAUAUAUAGGAGAAAAAUUUUGUUUCUGGAACACCAAGAGGCAGGAUAUGGUGCCUUUUCAUCUUCAGUUGCUCCACUUUCAAGCUUUCUGGGGAUGGAAAAUAGUCUAGAGAAGAUAUGGAGAGGGAACAACUAAUAGGAAUGUGUGUGAGAUAAAAGCUUAAAACUAGAUUUGUGGGGAAACUCAAGCAUACCCCUCCCAACAGAUCCCACCACCCUGGAAAGGAGUCUGGAACAGUAGUGGGUGCCUAGGGCUCUGCUUGGGGCUGUGGGUGUAGAGGGAGUCAACACAGCCCUGCUCCCAGGUCUUCUUAUACAACUCCCUUUUCCCACGGAGGUGGGGAACCUGUCUAUCCAGGGCCAGGAGGAGGCUGGUGAGAAGAUUCUGCAGUGUGGUGGGGCCUUGUAUGGGGAGAGGAAAUGAGAAAGUGCAGCCAGGACCUCAACAGGAGCUUUGGAAGAACAGACGGGGUGCAUGUACACCAGAGUAUCUCUCACCAGAGAAGGGUAUAGAUUGUAGUAUAACUCAGGUUGGAAAAUAUCUUGGGAAAUUUCUGUUCCAAUCAGGUAUCCAAAUCAGAGUCAGCUAUGACUCAGACCAGUAGGCUUAGCCCUAUGUAGUUAAGUGUUCAUCAUCUCCAAGGAUGGAGACAGCGCAGUCUCUUUGGGCAACCUGGAUGUCCUUGUUGGGGAGGUUUCUCCUUGUACCCUCCAUUUAGCACUUCUCUAUUCUCAUUUCAAUGUUUACUGUCUCUUGUCCUACUGCUGUGCUUUGCUGCAAAGGGUUUUUUGAUCCCAUGAAGACACCUAUAUCUUCUGCUCUGCAUUUUUCAGAUGAGGUCCUCAGCAGGAUGAAAUUUGUGUAGAGGCAGAUUUCUUGCUUUCUGUGGGUGCUGCAGUCCACGUAUCCAGGUGGGACAUGAGGGGGGAAAUGGAGUGAAGCAGGAAGGUUGUGGGUGUCCUCACUGCACAGCUUGGUGUGAAGAGUAAAGCCCUCUGCAGUAGGUGGGCAGAAGUUGUACCUUCUGUGGGGCUGUGAGGUAGAGGAUGAGUUUUGGAUUCAAAGGUUUCAGAGUACCAGAGAUGGCAUGUGGUGAGGCAGUGUCUGGGCUGGGAGGCUGAGAGGGACGUGAUAGCACUGCCCUUUGUCUGUGUACCUGCCUGUGGCACUGCAGGAAGCUGCUGUCCGUACACAGACAGAGCCAGUGCGGGGCAAGCACAGACACCGCUCAACUCUUUGGCAUACUGAGUCAGUCAGAUUUUUCCCUUUCUAUCCUUUCUGAAGUGGUACAUCGUAUCUUCCUUAUUCCUCCUGGUCCUGGCACAUCCAGAAGCUGCUACCAUCCUGGAGACAGCUAUUUCAGCCAGGGGCAGGUCUCCCCAGCAGCUGUGCUAACACCUCUCACAACUCUCCCCUCACCAUCUGGAAGAGGAUCUGUACACUUAGCUGUGCCAGCUCCUAGUAUUUUUAGAUAACUGCUGGCUCUGCUUUCAUUGCCUGCAAAGACUGGACUGUGUCACUUUGACAGAAAGCCAUGCCAAGCUCUUGCUCAUUUGAGGGUAGCUGGGAGAAGAGCUGUCCUGACUUUUAAUGCCUUUCUUUCCUUCCUGUAGAAGCAGUUAUCAAUGUGGACCAGAUAAUUUUCAUAGAAUCAUAGCAGUGCUGGGUUGGAAGGGACUCAUCAGGAUCAUCAAGCCCAGCUUCUGUACCUGUGCAGGACACCCCAAGAAUCAUACCCUGUGCCUGAGAGUAUAAUCCAAAUGCUUCUUGAACUCUCUCAGCCUUGGUGCUUGCUCCUGGAAAGCCUGUUCCAGUGCUCAGCCACUGUGAAGCUUGUCAUUGGUCAUGAGAGUGACGAGCUUAGAUGCCUUCUGAUCCUUGUUGCUCUCAUCUUGUUCUCUGCUUCAGGCCUCAUGCCAGUUUAGAGUUCAGUCUAAACAAAGGUCACCAGUGAUGAUACAGGUUUUGAGGAAGAUGCUUCUGAACUCAGGUGGCAUCUGUAGGCAGUUCAGAGAGCAAAACUCAGUGUCUGAAGGACAGGCCUGACAGAUCUUGGUGACUUAGAAUGCACAGAUUGGAUAGAUUCAGUUGUGUAUUGUUUGCAGAGAAGGUCUAGAUGCUUGUUCUUGUUUCUCUCCAGAUCUUUCCAAACUAGGGAACUGGGCAUAUCUAGAUGGUAAUUUUUUGCAGCAGGUACAGUUAUGAGCUUGCUGCAUUAAGAACCUGAGACAUGGUCAAAGACUGCUUAAACUUUGGUCACAAACAGCUAGAAACCCUGGUCAGAACUGGAGAGCUUCUGGUUCCAUUCAAGGAACUCUAUAUCUGUGUGGGUUCUGUACUUCAAGCUUUUUUAGGCAAAACUAGACAAAGCUGUACCUGCCCUUUGCUAGUGCUGGCAGUGCUCCAACCUCCCACUUGCAGCAGGCCUGGAGACUUCAGCAAUCCUUUCCCACCAGCACUGCUAUGGUUUUGUGGCUGCUCGAACCUCUCUGAGCUGUCCUGUAGGCUCAGGUGCCAAGGGUGUGCUGGGCACUGCGGGUCUGUCCAGGCUGUGCCUUGUGGCGCUGCCCCUGUGCCCAUGUGUGACAUGGGACUGCCUGAGCACUGACAGAGGAAAAUAUGCUUGUUGUGUCCUUGGGGAGCCAUGGGGUUGGGUCUGUCUGUGAGGAUAUGGGGAUAUGCCAAGAGGAUACGUUAGACAACUGGAUCUCAGUGUAUGCUUGUGCCAUGGGGAUAUGUUAAACAUGUGGGUCUCAAUGUGUUUUGUCUGGCACAUUGCUUGUAAUUCUCAGGCACCACCAAGAAUAAGAAAAGAUUUGAUUUCUAUAAGUUUUAUUGUAAAUAUCUGAGAGCUUUCCUUUUAGCAAAGUUGGUCUAAGUUUCAAACUACUUUUUUGAUUUCUGUCUGAAGAGUCCAAUAAAUCUGUAUUCUAAACCUGUAGGAAAGUCUUAAAUAUGAGCACUGAUAGAAGAGAGAGGGACCUUGAAAAUGCUCAUUCCUCAAAGGACAGAGCCUCUCGGUUCCUCUUCUGUCCAGGUUCUGGUAUAGCCAGGCCCUGAGCAGACUUUGAGAAAGAAGUGGACUGUACAGCCUAGGAGAACUUUGUAUUCUGUACUGGAGAUUUUUUGCCUUUUUGUAUUUACUCUUCUAUUUCACUUGAAAUGGAAAUAAAUCUUUGCAUUGUUUGUGA